Messenger RNA from Theobroma cacao (cacao), 3313 nucleotides. RefSeq names its product small RNA 2'-O-methyltransferase-like. NCBI's taxonomy places the organism in Eukaryota, Viridiplantae, Streptophyta, Magnoliopsida, Malvales, Malvaceae. Gene Ontology annotation, cellular component: nucleus; cytoplasm. Gene Ontology annotation, molecular function: O-methyltransferase activity; peptidyl-prolyl cis-trans isomerase activity; RNA methyltransferase activity. The record is from RefSeq and is a predicted model, not a curated record. Gene Ontology annotation, biological process: piRNA processing; siRNA processing; RNA methylation.
CCUCCCUUCUCCCCCUCCGCUAAGUAACCCACACAGGACGCUUAAACUCUCUCCCUCCACUGAUAGAAAGGAAGCCCCAAAGCCAACAGAGAUUCUCUUUAUACGUAUACAGACUCCAUUAUACGUAUACGUAUACGCCAUUUCUGCUUCGGAGUUUAUUUAAUCAAACACCUGGAGGUCACAUGGAAACUGGAGGAUCAUUGGCACACACAAUAAGAAAGCCAACUCUUACACCUAAGGCUAUUAUACAUCAGAAGUUUGGCAGCAAGGCUUCUUAUAAGGUAGAGGAAGUAGAGGAGCCUACUCAAAAUGGAUGCCCAGGAUUGGCAAUCCUUCAGAAGGGUCCCUGUCUUUAUCGCUGCAGCUUGGAGCUUCCAGAUUUUUCUGUUGUGUCUGGGUCCUUUAAGAAGAAGAAAGAUGCUGAGCAGUCUGCUGCUCAGAUGGCAUUGGAAAAGCUUGGCAUCCGUCCCUCUGUAGAUAAUCUCACAGCAGAGGAAGCAUGGACAGACUUGAUUGCCCGUGUCAAAUAUAUAUUCUCAAAUGAGUUCCUUUCAGGUCUUCAUCCUCUGAGCAGUCACUUCAAAGCAGCUUUAUGUAGAGUUGGUGAUCAUGAUGGUUCAAUUCCUGCUUCUGUUAUUGCUAUAUGUGAUGGAAAACUUAAUAAUCUCUGCAAAAUAAUUAACCCUAAAGUGGAGUCUCAUCCCUUCAUGGUCGUAUCAUAUAUUAUGAGAGCUGCUACAGGAUUACCAGAGUUGGUUGUUAAUCCUGAGAGACAGCUUUCAAUUCGGAAGGAAAACCCGUACCCUCCUGAUGUCAUAGAAUCAUCAGUAUCUCAACAAUCUGAAAGCAUAACGACUAUGGCCAUAUAUAUCCCAUGUUCACCUGAAAAGGCUGUUGAACCAGUGAUUCUUAAUAUUUCCCCAAAAGGUUAUUACCUUGACGUUAUUGCACAAAAACUUGGCUUAUCAGAUGCCAACGAAAUUCUGAUCUCAAGGACCAUUGGUAAAGCUUCAUCUGAAACGAGAUUUUACUUUGCUGCUUCAAAGUCAUAUCUGUUAGAAAUGUCAUCUGAUCUUCUAAAUGCUAAAGCUGUUAAGUUUGGAGGACCUUUGAAUGCAAGGGCCAGCUACAUUUGUGGCCAAGAUAUAUAUGGUGAUUCAAUUUUGGCAUCCAUUGGUUACACUUGGAAAGGCCAAGAUCUUUUUCAUGAAGAUGUCACCUUACAAUCAUAUUACAGGAUGCUUAUAAGUAAAAUACCAAGUGGAGCUUACAAAUUGUCCAGAGAGGCAAUACUUGCGGCAGAGUUGCCCCUGACAUUUACUACAAAGACCAACUGGAGGGGAUCCUACCCAAGAGAAAUUCUCUGUUCAUUCUGUCGCCAGCACUGGCUAUUAGAACCCGUCUUUUCUACUUCAAGUAUUCCUAAAAAGGCAUCAUUGGAGCUGUCUAGAUUAAACAAGAAACUAAAGGUUUCAGAGUCAGCUGAGCAAGAGGUAGAGUAUGCAAAUGGACAUGACAUUGUUGAUGCUGAUGCUAAAUCAGUGGGAAUGGGAAGCAGUUUUAUUUGUGAAGUCAAAUUAUACUCUAAGUGUCAAGAUUUGAUUUUGGAGUGUGCAUCCAAUGUUUUGUAUAAGAAGCAGAAUGAUGCUGUCCAGAAUGCUUCUUUAAAAGUUUUAUCAUGGUUGAAUGCAUAUUUUAAGGAUAUAGAUAUGCCUUUAGAGAAGCUAAAACAAUUAGCCAAUGUCUUUGAUAUUAAGUUUUAUCCUCAAAAUUUUUCCAAGGAAGUUGUAUCGUGCCUAUCAGUUGAAAAUUUUCAGAAUCAUGAUACUCUGGGAGGCAAAGUACCUGAAUCAAAUGGUAUUAGUAUUCCAAAUGAUGUGGUGGAAGAUGAUGUGAGUUCUAUAGAUAUAGAAGGUCCAGAUUCUGGUGUUUGUCCAUCUUAUGGGUCCCUUUUAUGCGUAUGUUAUUCUGCAUCUUUAGUGACAAAAGGUGAACUUCAAAAAGAGCUUCUUGAAAGUGCUGAGGAGUUUGAGUUUGAGAUGGGGACUGGAGCUGUAAUUCCCUGUCUUGAAGCUGUUGUUACGAAAAUGUCUAUUGGCCAGUCUACCUGUUUCUAUACAGAGUUGCCUUCGCAAGAUUUGGUUUUGGCUGCAGCUAAGGAUUCUGCAAAUGCUCUUGCAUUUUUAUCUUCACCCUGCUGGUUGGAGUACUCGAUCAUCUUGUUGCAGGUGACAGAACCCCCAGAGGACAGAAUGGAGCAGGCUCUUUUCAGCCCACCACUUUCAAAGCAACGUGUAGAAUAUGCGCUGCAGCACAUUAAAGAUUCUUGUGCUACCUCUUUGGUUGAUUUUGGAUGUGGCUCUGGUAGUUUACUGGAGUCUUUGUUGGAUUACCCAACUUCUUUGGAAACAAUUGUUGGUGUUGAUCUUUCAAAGAAGAGUCUUAGCCGUGCGGCAAAGGUUCUUCAUUCAAAACUAACCAUGAUGUCAGAUCCUGAAGCACCAUGUAAGAGCAUAAAAUCUGCAGUUCUUUAUGAUGGUUCUAUCACAGAUUUUGAUUCUCGGUUGUGUGGGUUUGAUCUUGGUACAUGCUUAGAGGUAAUUGAGCAUAUGGAGGAGGAUCAAGCUUGUCUGUUUGGUGAUGUUGUGCUCAGUUCAUUUCGUCCAAAGAUUCUUAUUGUCUCAACUCCCAACUAUGAAUACAAUGUAAUACUCCAGAGAUCCAAUAUAACAAGCCAAGAAGAUGAUCCAGAGGAGAAGAUUUAUUCACAAUCAUGUAAAUUUCGCAACCAUGACCACAAGUUUGAGUGGACUAGAGAGCAAUUUAACCAUUGGGCAUCUGAAUUAGCGGUCAGGCACAAUUAUAGUGUUGAGUUCAGUGGGGUUGGUGGUUCUGCUGACCUGGAACCCGGAUUUGCUUCUCAGAUUGCUGUCUUUAGAAGGGUUUUUCAACCCAAGGAAGAUGAUCUUCAUGAUGAUGAAGGUUUGGCAUGCCAAUACAGAGUUGUCUGGGAGUGGAAUAGGUCUAAGCCUGCUCUGACAAACUAACAGAGACAGACGAAGUAAAAGAUUUUAUUUAUAGUUUGAUAGCUAGACUGGCAGGGUAGAAUACAAAAUUAUGAGCAGGGUGAAGUAUCCAUGAAAUAUAUACGUCUUGUACAUGAGCCAAAAUCUGCAAAGAUAUCUGUUCCUGUGCUGGUUUCAAGCAGGAAACUCUGAAAUACAUUUAACUGGCAUCAAGGGAAUAUAGCAGCUGGCUCGUAUAUGAAUAUAUCUUCAUGUGCGCAGUUGAAUGUGAUCAAGUUUCUCCUCUA